UGUUCCCACUGACUGUCCCCCUGAACAACAGUUGCUUAGAGAAACCCCAGCGCGUCAGGUCCUCCGGUCUGGCUGGAUGGAUUUCAUUGCCACACUUGUAUUACUCAGUGUCCAGGGCUUCAGGUCCUGGGGUUGCCUGGCAGGAUGCCGGUGCUACAGUACGACGGUGGAAUGUGGAUCUCUGGGCUUGACGGCCGUUCCAACCAAUAUUCCUGCUUUUACCCAGACAAUAUUCCUGCAAGACAAUAGUAUCACUCGCAUCCGUUGUAAGGACUUUUCCCAUCUCUCCAAACUCCAGAACCUCUACAUUCAGAACAACAGCCUGGACACUAUAGAGGCUGGAGCCCUGACCCAACAGCGCUCCCUGGUGGAGCUUGCGCUCAAUGGCAACCGGAUCCAACAACUGGACCGCAGCAUCUUCAAGGGGUUGCAGCACCUACGGGUCCUGUACCUGGCAGCCAAUCAGAUCACCCAGCUGGCAGGCUUCACCUUCCACGAACUUCAGAGAUUGCAGGAGCUACACCUCCAGGAGAACAACCUGCAGUCCUUGGAUGACCAGGCUUUUGUGGGGCUCUCCUCGUUGGCCUUGCUGGACCUGAGCAACAACUGCCUGCACACACUGCACCAGGCAUCCCUGCAACCCCUGAGGAGCCUGCAGGAACUGCGACUGAUCGGGAACCGGUGGCGGUGUGACUGUGGCCUGCACUGGCUGAGGGCCUGGAUCGUGAGGGAAGGCCACCGGCUCCUGCUGGGCAAGGCCAUUCUGUGCGCCGAGCCCCCACGGCUGGCUGGCCAGGACCUGCUGGGCGUCCCCGGCACCAGCCUGGUCUGCAUCCCACCAGCAGUGCAGCUGGACCGCAGCGAGGUGGCGGCCCAGCCGGGAGAGGAGCUGCGCGUCACCUGCCGGGCCUCGGGUUACCCGCAGCCGCUGCUGGGCUGGAGGAGGCCCGGUGAGGCCUGGUCGUCGGUGGCAACGGCGGCGGUGGACUCGGCUCGUGGAGGCGGGAUGCUGGUGCUGCGCAACGUGACGGCCUCGCAGGCAGGCAGCUACGUGUGCGAGGCCCGCAACGGCGGCGCGGCUUCUGCCACCUUCACCCUGCUGGUCAACGCGUCGAGGCUGGCCGGGGCCCGUGGUCGGUCCCCGGGCCUCAGCCAGGAGCCGCUGUACGAGAGCGUGGACUUCGGGGCGCUGGGCACCGCCAGCCAGACCGCCAUCGCGGCCGGUAUCUCGCUGCUCGCCCUGACGGCGCUGCUGCUGCUGCUGGCCGUGAUCUGGCGGAGGCGUGGCUGGCGGGGGAAGGCCGAGCGGGCGGCAGCCGAGGGCCAGGAGGCGCCGUGCGGCCUUUACCUCAAUGACUACUCGGAUGGGCCCAGCACCUUUGCCCAGCUGGAGGAAUACCGAGACGGCACUGGCCGGGAGAUGUUCGUCAUUGACCGCAGCAAGAGGGACAUCCGCACCUACAAGGACUCAGCUGAGCCAGGCAGGCUGCUGCUGCGGCCGGGGCCUCCGCAGGACGAGGCCACGCAGACGGCCGAGGCCGAGGCCCGGAGGCCGCAGCAGGCCGACGUCUUCGAGAACCGUGGGACGGUGUUCAAGGAGGAGAUCGAGUACGAGAUCCACUGCUGAGCGCAGGCCUCAGGGCUAAAUUUUGACCCUCUGCAGGGAUCUGGGGUGGUGGUGUUGUGAGGCCUCUGCCACCGGGCUGCACAGUCAGAGGACGUGGAGAGCAGGGCGACCCGGCCAACGCUUAUCCCUUUAAAGCAGUGUUAACAGACAAGUUAUUUGGUCGCCGUCUCAUUACAGUUUGUAGGAUCUUGCUGUGCUCGAAUUGGCUGCCCUUGCAACAGAGCUUGAUCGGCUGUGAAGUGUCCUGGGACUCCCUGCCCCGAGUCCAGGAGAAACAGGAUGGGGAUCAACGCACAAGACACUGG
This is a messenger RNA of Pristis pectinata (smalltooth sawfish), 1932 nucleotides long. RefSeq names its product leucine-rich repeat-containing protein 24-like. Lineage: Eukaryota; Metazoa; Chordata; Chondrichthyes; Rhinopristiformes; Pristidae. The record is from RefSeq and is a predicted model, not a curated record. Gene Ontology annotation, molecular function: protein binding.